Molecule: messenger RNA, 747 nt
Organism: Suillus plorans
Lineage: Eukaryota; Fungi; Basidiomycota; Agaricomycetes; Boletales; Suillaceae
Exons: 3
Coding region: 1-747 (248 amino acids)
Source: RefSeq, a predicted model, not a curated record
AUGGAUGAUGAUUUAGACAUUAUAGGUCCAGGCAUCAAUGAAGCAGAUCCAUAUGCAGUUGCCGAUGAUUUCUGGGGGCCAAAGCAUACAGUCACCAACUUCUUCAAGAAGGCACAGCAAGUUUCUUCGGAUACUGAAGCAGCCAAACCUCUCCAUACAUUUUUGGUUGGUCCUAGUAUAGCAGUCCACCUCAAUUUCGACGCUUCCAUACAACACAUACUGGUCAACAUUGUGGCUGAACAAUUCUCCCUGCCUGACUUGCGGGGAGCACUCGCUGACUACGUUGAGGUCUGGUUCAAAGUACGUAUACAGCAAGCAGCGUACCAUGGCCAAUCGACUCCUGGUCCUGCCCUCAUGGUGAAUGCAUUUCCUCCGAGUGCUACUUGGAAGUAUGGUCGCUAUGACGCUGCAAUAUUCGCUGUUGAUGACACUAAGCUUCAACAGUGGCCCAUUAGUGGGCUUAAAGGCCACAUGGUUGUUGAAGUGCACCUUAUUAUGCAACCGCUUCCUCCGCAACGAAAGUCCACCAUUUGGGCUGCACACUUCCUGGCUUAUGUUCAACGCCUGGAUGUCAUACCUCAGCGACACGGAAGCUCAUUGGAACACACGACACACAUGCACAUUUUAAAAUGUGCAAUGCGAUCAGCAAGGGUUCCCUUUGGUGACAUACUCCCACUGGAUCAACUGUGUUCUUUUGCUCACAUCGUCCCCCGCUUUGGUCCUGCUGCGUCUGACAGCAGAAAAUAG